Penicillium arizonense is the source of this 564-nucleotide messenger RNA. It is a transcript of the gene rhbA, whose product is annotated as Rheb family small GTPase rhbA. Gene Ontology annotation, molecular function: GDP binding; GTPase activity; GTP binding. Gene Ontology annotation, cellular component: plasma membrane. The transcript has 4 exons. Bases 1 to 564 code for a protein of 187 amino acids. Lineage: Eukaryota; Fungi; Ascomycota; Eurotiomycetes; Eurotiales; Aspergillaceae. The record is from RefSeq and is a predicted model, not a curated record. Gene Ontology annotation, biological process: small GTPase-mediated signal transduction.
AUGCCUGCCGCACCGAAGCAGAGAAAGAUCGCCAUUGUUGGCAGUCGCUCCGUGGGUAAAUCCUCACUCACGGUCCGCUUUGUCGAGCAUCACUUCGUCGAAAGCUAUUACCCUACCAUUGAGAACACCUUCAGCCGAAUUAUCAAACACAACGGCCAAGACUAUGCGACUGAGAUUGUUGAUACUGCGGGACAGGAUGAAUACAGCAUCUUGAACUCGAAACAUUUCAUUGGAAUCCAUGGAUAUAUUAUUGUCUAUUCAGUCACAUCCCGCCAGUCCUUUGAGAUGGUGCGAGUAAUUCGAGACAAGAUUUUGAACCACCUGGGAGCGGAUGAAGUACCUCUUGUUGUUGUAGGCAACAAGAGUGAUCUUAAGCCCGAACAGCGCCAGGUCUCUCUUGAUGAGGGUCGCCAAUUAGCAGAGGAGGUCAACUGUGCAUUCACCGAGGCCAGUGCUUUCCUUGAUUACAAUGUGACAAAGGCCUUUGAUCUUAUGAUCGGAGAGGUUGAGAAGACCUCCAAUCCCUCACAACCCACUGGAGGAAACAAAUGUAUCUUGAUGUGA